AAAGAUCAUCUCAGUAUCAGCAUAAUCCCCUCACAGAACCUGCGUACAGGUCUACCGUCUCCGCCGUGCCUUCACAUUCUCUUUCACAGUCAGACCAGUUUCGGCGGAUACACAAUCCUGACGCUGCCAACGACAACAUACAGGUCCAAGACACGACGAUGAUUGAAGUAAGAAACUUUUUGCAACAACAGGAGCGCGAUACCUACUGGCUUUCUCCACGAACAAUGAACGAGGACUUGCCAUCUCACGAGAGCGCUGCUGCACCGCUCGAUCCUUCACUUAUUUGCGCGAUCAAAGACCUCCCUGAGACUGAAGCGUUUGCUAUUAUAGUGGAGUAUGUCGCUAUACAACUACUCGCUUCCUGUUAUACUUUGCUGCCAGCAUCGAGCGCCGAGAUUCUCCCUCUGAGUCAGCAAAGGAUGGGUAGCAGGGUGGUCACUGCGCUGCGUCUACACACCCUUCAUCGUCUUGCCCCGGCGGCGGGCCAUCACGCAAGGAUAAACUCUGAAAGCUCCCCAUGACCGGGACUGUACAACGGGGUUUCUAGGGAAGACGAGCUCGCGGAGACUGUUUCACGACGGCGCCGACAUGCCGUAGACGCACCCAGCGAUGGAUGCCGUCGUUUUCUGCAAGGCUCGAUUUCCAAUGAACAAGCGGAUAGAGCCGGUCAAUAGCAUGACGGCACAGAAGACAGCUGUG
Molecule: messenger RNA, 699 nt
Organism: Paraphaeosphaeria sporulosa
Lineage: Eukaryota; Fungi; Ascomycota; Dothideomycetes; Pleosporales; Didymosphaeriaceae
Exons: 4
Coding region: 159-521 (120 amino acids)
Source: RefSeq, a predicted model, not a curated record